Molecule: messenger RNA, 8638 nt
Organism: Manis javanica (Malayan pangolin)
Lineage: Eukaryota; Metazoa; Chordata; Mammalia; Pholidota; Manidae
Gene: EP300
Product: E1A binding protein p300
Biological process (GO): positive regulation of transcription by RNA polymerase II
Cellular component (GO): transcription regulator complex; nucleus; histone acetyltransferase complex
Molecular function (GO): protein binding; histone acetyltransferase activity; zinc ion binding
Source: RefSeq, a predicted model, not a curated record
GGGAGGAGGUGAGUGUCUUUCGUCGCCUCCUCCUCUCCCCCCUUUUCGCCCCCGCCUCCUUGUGGCGAUGAGAAGGAGGAGGACAGCGCCGAGGAGGAAGAGGCUGAUGGCGGCGGCGGAGCUCCGAGAGACCUCGGCUGGGCAGGGGCCGGCCGUGGCGGGCCGGGGACUGCGUCUCUAGAGCCGCGAGUUCUCGGGAAUUCGCCGCAGCGGACGCGGUCGGCGGAUUUGUGUCCCUCUGCCCUCCUCCGGGCCUGGGCUCAGGCCCGGCCCCUCUCACUUGCCCCUACGUUUCCCUAUCGAGUCCGCAUCCCUCUUCCACCGCGACCCGGCGAAGAGAAAAAGGAACUUGUCCCCACCCGCCUCGGGGGCCGGCGGAGCCCCCUAAGCCCACCCCAGGGAGCGGGGCGGGGAACCCCAGCUGGAGAAGAGAUUUCCCGAGGAUUCUCCUUUUCCUCGCCUGCAUCUCCGAAAGAAUUAAAAAUGGCCGAGAAUGUGGUGGAACCGGGGCCGCCUUCAGCCAAGCGGCCUAAACUCUCAUCUCCGGCCCUCUCGGCGUCGGCCAGCGAUGGCACAGAUUUUGGCUCUCUAUUUGACUUGGAGCAUGACUUACCAGAUGAAUUAAUCAACUCUACAGAAUUGGGACUAACCAAUGGUGGUGAUAUUAGUCAGCUUCAGACAAGUCUUGGCAUAGUACAAGAUGCAGCCUCUAAACAUAAACAACUGUCAGAAUUGCUACGAUCUGGCAGUUCCCCAAACCUCAAUAUGGGGGUUGGUGGCCCAGGUCAAGGUAUGGCCAGCCAGGCCCCACAAAACAGUCCUGGAUUAGGUUUGAUAAAUAGCAUGGUAAAAAGCCCAAUGGCACAGGCAGGCUUGACUUCUCCCAACAUGGGGAUGGGCACUAGUGGACCAAAUCAGGGUCCCACGCCAUCUGCAACAGGUAUGAUGAACAGUCCAGUAAAUCAACCUGCCAUGGGAAUGAACACAGGGAUGAAUGCUGGCAUGAAUCCUGGAAUGUUGAAUGCAGGCAAUGGACAGGGGAUGCUGCCUAAUCAAGUCAUGAACGGUUCAAUUGGAGCAGGCCGGGGGCGACCUAACAUGCAGUACCCAAACCCAGGCAUGGGAAAUGCUGGCAACUUAAUGACUGAGCCACUGCAGCAAGGCUCUACCCAGAUGGGAGGACAAGCAGGAUUGAGAGGCCCCCAGCCUCUUAAGAUGGGAAUGAUGAACAACCCCAAUCCUUACAGUUCACCAUAUACUCAGAAUUCUGGACAGCAGCUUGGAGCCAGUGGCCUCGGUCUCCAGAUUCAGGCAAAGUCUGUACUUCCAAAUAGCUUAUCACCAUUUGCGAUGGACAAAAAGACAGUUCCUGGUGGAGGAAUGCCCAACAUGGGCCAACAGCAAGCCCCCCAGGUCCAGCAGCCAGGCCUUGUGGCUCCGGUAGCCCCGGGAAUGGGUUCUGGAGCGCACACAGCUGACCCAGAGAAGCGCAAGCUCAUCCAGCAGCAGCUUGUCCUCCUCUUGCACGCUCACAAGUGCCAGCGCCGGGAGCAGGCUAACGGGGAAGUGAGGCAGUGCAACCUUCCCCACUGUCGCACCAUGAAGAACGUCCUGAACCACAUGACACACUGCCAGUCAGGCAAGUCCUGCCAAGUGGCACACUGUGCAUCUUCUCGACAAAUCAUUUCACACUGGAAGAAUUGUACAAGGCAUGACUGUCCUGUGUGUCUCCCCCUUAAAAAUGCUGGGGAUAAAAGAAACCAACAGUCAAUUUUGACUGGAGCACCAGUUGGACUUGGAAAUACUAGCUCUCUAGGGGUGGGUCAGCAGUCUGCCCCCAGCCUAAGCACUGUCAGUCAGAUUGACCCCAGCUCUAUAGAAAGAGCCUACGCAGCUCUUGGACUCCCCUAUCAAGUAAAUCAGAUGCCAACACAGCCCCAGGUGCAAGCAAAGUCCCAGCAGAAUCAGCAGUCUGGGCAGUCUCCCCAAGGCAUGCGGCCCAUGAGCAACAUGAGUGCUAGUCCUAUGGGAGUAAAUGGAGGUGUAGGGGUUCAAACGUCAAAUCUUCUGUCUGACUCAAUGUUGCAUUCAGCCAUAAAUUCUCAAAACCCAAUGAUGAGUGAAAAUGCCAGUGUGACUUCCCUGGGUCCUAUGCCAACAGCAGCUCAGCCAUCCAGUACUGGAAUUCGGAAACAAUGGCAUGAAGAUAUUACUCAGGAUCUUCGAAAUCAUCUUGUUCACAAACUUGUUCAAGCCAUAUUUCCUACUCCGGAUCCUGCUGCUUUAAAAGACAGACGGAUGGAAAACCUAGUUGCAUAUGCCCGGAAAGUGGAAGGGGACAUGUAUGAAUCUGCAAAUAAUCGAGCGGAAUACUACCACCUGCUAGCUGAGAAGAUCUAUAAGAUCCAGAAAGAACUGGAAGAAAAACGAAGGACUAGACUACAGAAACAAAAUAUGCUACCAAGUGCUGCAGGCAUGGUGCCAGUUUCCAUGAACGCAGGGCCUAACAUGGGGCAGCCGCAACCAGGAAUGAAUUCUAAUGGCCCUCUGCCUGAUCCAUCUAUGAUCCGUGGCAGUGUGCCAAACCAGAUGAUGCCUCGGAUAACUCCACAGCCUGGUUUGAAUCAAUUUGGGCCGAUGAGUAUGCCCCAGCCGCCUAUUGGGCCCCGGCAGACCUCUCCUCUUCAGCACCAUGGACAGUUAGCUCAGCCUGGAGCUCUCAACCCACCUAUGGGCUAUGGGCCUCGCAUGCAACAGCCUUCCAGCCAGAGCCAGUUCCUUCCCCAGGCUCAGUUCUCAGCACAGGGAAUGAGUGUGACGAAUAUGCCUUUGGCUCCGUCUGGCGGUCAAGCACCCGUGUCUCAAGCACAAAUGUCCAGUUCUUCCUGCCCUGUGAACUCUCCUAUUAUGCCUCCAGGGUCUCAAGGUGGCCACAUUCACUGUCCCCCUCUCCCUCAGUCAGCUCUGCAUCAGAACUCACCUUCUCCUGUACCCAGUCGUACCCCCACGCCUCACCAUACGCCCCCAAGCAUAGGGGCUCAGCAGCCGCCAGCACCAGCAAUUCCAGCUCCUGUUCCUACACCUCCAGCCAUGACGACUGGGCCCCAGUCACAGGCACUGCAUCCACCUCCAAGGCAGACACCUACACCACCACCAACGCAACCUCCUCCCCAAGGGCAGCCUUCACUUCCGGCUGCUCCUGUAGCUGACCCGCCACCACAGCAGCCUCUUUCACAGCAGAGUACAGCAGCCUCCGUUCCCACCCCAUCGGCACCAUUGCUGCCUCCACAGCCUGUGACUCCAACUAAAGCAGAAGGCUGUAAGGUGGAACCUACAGAAACAGAAGAAAGAGGCCCUGAACUAAAAAUUGAACCAAAAGAGGAGGAAGACCAGCCAAGUACUUCCGCUACCCAAUCAUCUCCAGCCCCGGGACAGUCAAAGAAGAAGAUUUUCAAACCAGAAGAGUUACGACAGGCACUGAUGCCAACGUUGGAGGCACUUUACCGACAGGAUCCAGAAUCCCUUCCCUUUCGGCAGCCUGUGGACCCUCAGCUUCUAGGAAUCCCAGAUUACUUUGAUAUUGUGAAAAGCCCCAUGGAUCUUUCUACCAUCAAGAGGAAGUUAGACACUGGACAGUAUCAGGAACCCUGGCAGUAUGUGGAUGACAUCUGGCUUAUGUUCAACAAUGCCUGGUUAUAUAAUCGGAAAACAUCACGGGUGUACAAAUACUGCUCGAAGUUGUCUGAGGUCUUUGAACAAGAAAUUGAUCCAGUCAUGCAAAGCCUUGGAUAUUGUUGUGGCAGAAAGUUGGAGUUUUCCCCACAGACACUCUGUUGCUAUGGCAAACAGUUAUGCACAAUCCCCCGGGAUGCCACUUACUACAGUUACCAGAACAGGUAUCAUUUCUGUGAGAAGUGUUUCAAUGAAAUCCAAGGGGAGAGCGUUUCUUUGGGGGAUGACCCUUCCCAACCUCAAACUACAAUAAAUAAAGAACAAUUUUCCAAGAGAAAAAAUGACACACUGGAUCCUGAACUGUUUGUUGAAUGUACAGAGUGUGGAAGAAAGAUGCAUCAAAUCUGUGUCCUUCAUCAUGAAAUCAUCUGGCCAUCGGGAUUUGUCUGUGAUGGCUGUUUAAAGAAAACUGCACGAACUAGGAAAGAAAAUAAGUUUUCUGCUAAAAGGUUGCCAUCUACCAGGCUUGGCACCUUUUUGGAGAAUCGUGUGAAUGACUUUCUAAGGCGACAAAAUCACCCUGAAUCAGGAGAGGUCACUGUUCGAGUAGUUCAUGCUUCUGACAAAACUGUGGAAGUGAAGCCGGGCAUGAAAGCAAGGUUUGUAGACAGUGGAGAGAUGGCAGAAUCCUUUCCGUAUCGAACCAAAGCCCUCUUUGCCUUUGAAGAGAUCGAUGGUGUCGACUUGUGCUUCUUUGGCAUGCAUGUCCAAGAGUACGGCUCCGACUGCCCUCCACCCAACCAGAGGAGAGUAUACAUAUCAUACCUUGAUAGUGUUCAUUUCUUCCGUCCCAAAUGCUUGAGGACUGCGGUCUAUCAUGAAAUUCUAAUUGGAUAUUUAGAAUACGUCAAGAAAUUAGGAUAUACAACAGGGCAUAUUUGGGCAUGUCCCCCAAGUGAAGGAGACGACUAUAUCUUCCAUUGCCAUCCUCCUGACCAGAAGAUACCCAAGCCCAAGCGCCUGCAGGAGUGGUAUAAAAAGAUGCUCGACAAGGCUGUGUCUGAGCGCAUCGUCCAUGACUACAAGGAUAUUUUUAAACAAGCUACUGAAGAUCGGUUAACAAGUGCAAAGGAACUGCCUUACUUUGAAGGUGACUUCUGGCCCAAUGUUCUGGAGGAGAGCAUCAAGGAGCUGGAGCAGGAGGAAGAAGAGAGAAAGCGAGAGGAAAACACCAGCAAUGAGAGCACAGAUGUAACAAAGGGAGACAGCAAAAAUGCUAAAAAGAAAAACAACAAGAAAACCAGCAAAAACAAGAGCAGCCUGAGUAGGGGCAACAAGAAGAAGCCAGGCAUGCCCAGUGUAUCCAAUGACCUCUCGCAGAAGCUGUACGCCACCAUGGAGAAGCAUAAAGAGGUCUUCUUUGUGAUCCGUCUCAUUGCCGGCCCUGCUGCCAACUCCCUGCCUCCCAUUGUUGAUCCUGACCCCCUUAUCCCCUGUGAUCUGAUGGAUGGGCGGGAUGCCUUUCUCACCCUUGCAAGGGAUAAGCACCUGGAGUUCUCUUCACUCCGAAGAGCCCAGUGGUCCACCAUGUGCAUGCUGGUGGAGCUGCACACUCAGAGCCAGGACCGCUUUGUCUACACCUGCAAUGAGUGCAAGCACCACGUGGAGACUCGCUGGCACUGCACCGUGUGCGAGGAUUAUGAUUUGUGUAUCACCUGUUAUAACACUAAAAACCACGACCAUAAGAUGGAGAAGCUAGGUCUCGGCCUAGAUGACGAGAGCAACAGCCAGCAGGCUGCGGCCACGCAGAGCCCAGGAGACUCCCGCCGCCUGAGCAUCCAGCGCUGCAUCCAGUCCCUGGUGCACGCCUGCCAGUGCCGCAACGCCAACUGCUCGCUGCCCUCCUGCCAGAAGAUGAAGCGGGUUGUGCAGCACACCAAGGGCUGCAAGCGGAAAACCAACGGGGGCUGCCCCAUCUGCAAGCAGCUCAUCGCCCUCUGCUGCUACCAUGCCAAGCACUGCCAGGAGAACAAGUGCCCGGUGCCCUUUUGCCUCAACAUCAAGCAGAAGCUCCGCCAGCAGCAGCUGCAGCACCGGCUGCAACAGGCGCAGAUGCUGCGCAGGAGGAUGGCCAGCAUGCAGCGGGGCGGAGCCGCCGGGCCACAGGGCCUGCCGUCCCCCACGCCUGCCACUCCCACCACACCCACCGGCCAGCCAGCCACGCCGCAGACACCCCAGCCCCCCGCACCUGCCCCACCCCAGCCCACGCCUCCUGGCUCCCUGCCCCCCUACCUGCCCAGGACACCAGCGGCUGGCCCUGUGUCCCAGGGGAAGGCUGCCGGCCCGGUGACCCCCCCAACACCCCCCCAGACUGCUCAGCCGCCCCUUCCGGGGCCCCCACCUGCAGCAGUGGAGAUGGCAAUGCAAAUUCAGAGGGCCGCAGAAACGCAGCGCCAGAUGGCCCACGUGCAGAUUUUCCAGAGGCCGAUCCAGCACCAGAUGCCCCAAAUGACUCCCAUGGCCCCCAUGGGUAUGAACCCACCCCCCAUGGCCAGAGGUCCCAGCGGACAUUUGGAGCCAGGGAUGGGGCCCACAGGGAUGCAGCAGCAGCCACCGUGGGCCCAGGGAGGAGGGCCUCAGCCCCAGCAGCUGCAGUCCGGGAUGCCAAGGCCAGCCAUGAUGUCAGUGGCCCAGCACGGUCAGCCCUUGAACAUGGCUCCCCAGCCAGGAUUGGGCCAGGUAGGUGUGAGCCCUCUCAAACCAGGCACUGUGUCUCAACAAGCCUUACAAAACCUUUUGCGGACUCUCAGGUCUCCCAGCUCUCCCCUACAGCAGCAACAGGUGCUUAGUAUCCUUCACGCCAACCCCCAGCUGUUGGCUGCGUUCAUCAAGCAGCGGGCUGCCAAGUAUGCCAGCUCUAACCCGCAGUCCCUCCCUGGGCAGCCGGCCAUGCCGCAGGGCCAGCCAGGGCUUCAGCCGCCUGCCGUGCCAGGUCAGCAGGGGGUGCACUCCAGUCCUGCCAUGCAGAAUGUGAGCCCCAUGCAGGCGGGCGUGCAGAGGGCCGGCCUGCCCCCGCAGCAGCCGCAGCAGCCGCUCCAGCCGCCCCUGGGAGGGAUGAGCCCCCAGGCUCAGCAGGUGAACGUCAAUCACAGCACCAUGCCUUCGCAGUUCCGGGACAUCUUGAGACGACAGCAAAUGAUGCAGCAGCAGGGAGCAGGGCCAGGCUUGGGCCCUGGGAUGACCAACCAUAGCCAGUUCCCACAGCCCCAGGGAGUUGGCUACACGCCACCACCACAGCAGCCACGGAUGCAGCAUCACAUGCAGCAAAUGCAGCAAGGGAGCCUAGGACAGAUGGGCCAGCUUCCCCCGGCCCUGGGAGCAGAGGCCGGAGCCAGUCUGCAAGCCUAUCAGCAGCGACUCCUCCAGCAGCAGAUGGGGUCCCCUGCUCAGCCCAACCCCAUGAGUCCCCAGCAGCAUAUGCUCCCAAACCAGGCUCAGUCCCCGCACCUGCAAGGCCAGCAGAUCCCUUCUUCUCUCUCCAAUCAAGUGCGUUCACCCCAGCCUGUCCCUUCACCGCGGCCGCAGUCCCAGCCCCCCCACUCCAGCCCUUCCCCAAGGAUGCAGCCUCAGCCUUCUCCACACCACGUUUCCCCACAGACCAGUUCUCCACACCCUGGACUGGUAGCUGCCCAGGCCAACCCCAUGGAACAAGGGCAUUUUGCCAGCCCGGACCAGAAUUCAAUGCUUUCUCAGCUCGCUAGCAAUCCAGGCAUGGCAAACCUCCAUGGUGCAAGCGCCACGGACCUGGGACUCAGCACCGAUAACUCAGACUUGAAUCCAAACCUCUCACAGAGUACACUAGACAUACACUAGGGACACCUUGUAGUAUUUUGGGAGCAAAAAAAUUAUUUUCUCUUAACAAGACUUUUUGUACUGAAAACAAUUUUUUUGAAUCUUUCUUAGCCUAAAAGACAAUUUUCCUUGGAACACAUACGAACUGUGCAGUAGCUGUUUGUGGUUUAAAGCAAACAUGCAAAAUGAACCUGAGGGAUGACAGAAUACAAAGAAUAUAUUUUUGUUAAUGGCUGGUUACCACCAGUCUUUUUUUCCCUUGUGUGUGUGGUUCAGGUGUGCACUGGGAGGCGGCUGAGGUCUGUGACGCCCACCACAUGCUCAUGCCUUGCGCCUCCAAUAGGUUUUAUUAUUUUUUUUAAAUUAAUGAAAAUAUGUAAUAUUAAUAGUUAUUAUUUACUGGUGCAGAUGGUUGACAUUUUUCCCUAUUUUCCUCACUUUAUGGAAGAGUUAAGAACAUUUCUAAAACCAGAGGACAAAAGGGGUUAAUGUUACUUUAAAAUUACAUUCUAUAUAUAUAUAUAAAUAUAAAUAUAUAUUAAAAUACCAAUUUUUUUUCUCUGGGUGCAAAGAUGUUCAUUCUUUUAAAAAUGUUUAAAAAUAAAAAAACUUCCCCACCCUCAAGUCAACUUUUGUGCUCCAGAAAAUUUUCUAUUCCGUAAGUUUGAGCGUAAAAACUUCAAGUAUUAAAAUAAUUUGUACAUGUAGAGAGAAAAAUGACUUUUUCAUAAUAAACAGGGGCAGCUGCCAAAUUGAUGUAUUAUAUAUUGUGGUUCUGUUUCUUGAAAGAAUUUUUUUCGUUAUUUUUACAUCUAACAAAGGAAAAAAUUAAAAAGGGUAAGAAACGAUUCCAGUGGGAUGAUUUUAACAUGAGAAUGUCCCUGGGGUUUCUUCUUUGCUUGCUUUCUUCCUCCCACCCCGCCCCCACCCACCCACACACACACACACACACACACAUUUUCUGUAAAACUUGAAAAUAGAAAGCAGAAACCCUCAACUGUUGUAAAUCAUGCAAUUAAAGUUGAUUACUUAUAAAUAUGAACUUUGGAUCACUGUAUAGACUGUUAAAUUUGAUUUCUUAUUACCUAUUGUUAAAUAAACUGUGUGAGACAGA